AUGCCUAAAGGCAAGUGGAUCGAUAAGAAGACGGCCCAGCACUUCACGCUGGUUCAUCGUCCGCAAAAUGACCCGCUGAUCCAUGACGCCGAUGCACCGUCUAUGGUGCUGAAUCCCACACCUCUUCCUAAUGCUUCCAAAGUGAGGAAGCUCGAUGACCUUGCAUCUGAGCUGGGAUCUGACGCCGAACACAUCCGUGCCAACGAGGGCGAGGCUGCCAAUCAUGGCGUUUUCUUCGACGAUACCGAGUAUGACUACAUGCAACAUCUGCGCGACCUAGAUUCUGCUGGAGGCGGGGAGGUUGUCUUCAUCGAAGCAGACAAUGGACCUAAAAACAAGGGCAAGGGAAAGCAGAAGCAAAGCUUGGAGGAUGCGCUGAGAAAACUAGACGUUGCGGAUGAGGAGCGCAAGCGCGAUGAUCUUUUCGGUGAUGAUUUCUUGCCAUCUAAGAAUCUUCAACAUAUAACAUACCAAGCGCAACAAGAAAUCCCCGAUGCCAUCGGUGGGUUCCAACCGGAUAUGGACCCCCGACUGCGCGAGGUACUAGAGGCGCUUGAGGACGAGGCAUACGUCGAUGACGACGAGGACGUUUUCGCACAGCUUGCGAAAGAUGGUCGGGAACUGGAAGACAUGGAAUUUGAUGUAGACUUUGACGAAGACGAAGGUUGGGAAUCGGACGACACCGCCAAGCCGACUAAGGAGUACAAAGACCGCUCCGAAGUACCUGAUCUAGUCCCUACUAUAAACGAUCAGGACGGAGAGGUGGUUAAGAAUGAAGACUGGCUAGACGACUUCAAGAAGUUCAAGAAGGACCAAGGGAAGCCCGGCGCAAAGGUAUCCUUCGCAGUCGCACCAUCACAGUCAGAGGUGCAAUCAUCUCUCAUGACAACCACCACCAACGGCGGCCGACGGAAGAAGCGCAAGGGCGCGUUGACAAAUCAGUCGGGCUACUCGAUGACAUCUUCGUCGCUAUUCCGCACUGAACAACUUGGUAUCCUCGACGCUCGCUUCGACAAAAUCGAGGAGCAGUACAAUGCGGAUGAUUUCGAUGAUGACGAAGAUGGUGGGGCCUCCAUGUCUCAGAUCUCGACAGCGUCUAGCGUGACAGGAUCUGUGCGGGGUGAUUUUGAUAACAUCCUAGAUGAUUUCCUGGGAGGUUACUCGAUGCGUGGAAAGAAGCAGAUGAAGAAGGGCAAGUGGAAGAGCGGCACUGCUGAACUCGACGAGAUCAGGCGUGACUUAGGACCGGCUAGGAUCCGUGGUAGAUACGGCCAACCGCAAGCGUCUGGAUUGGCUUCGGCUUCGGCUUCGGCUUCGGCGUCUAGGUAG
Molecule: messenger RNA, 1329 nt
Organism: Daldinia childiae
Lineage: Eukaryota; Fungi; Ascomycota; Sordariomycetes; Xylariales; Hypoxylaceae
Product: Protein LTV1
Exons: 2
Coding region: 1-1329 (442 amino acids)
Biological process (GO): ribosomal small subunit export from nucleus; ribosomal small subunit biogenesis
Cellular component (GO): nucleus; preribosome, small subunit precursor; cytosol
Source: RefSeq, a predicted model, not a curated record